Lepisosteus oculatus (spotted gar) is the source of this 5450-nucleotide messenger RNA. The record is from RefSeq and is a predicted model, not a curated record. Lineage: Eukaryota; Metazoa; Chordata; Actinopteri; Semionotiformes; Lepisosteidae.
UCUGCUCAGAGCAUUGAAAAGGCAUGCAUUUUGACACUGCGAAGGAGAAAAGAUCCGUUUUACCAUAAUAUGUCAAAGAGCGGAGCCAGAGAGCGGUUCACCGGGGAUGUGAAGCGGUGCCGGGGCGUUUGGCCGUGCAUCUCUUUUGUCCCAGAGACCCUGCGCUGGACUGUUUCAUAGAGUACAUGGUAUCAACUCAUUCCACUCUACAAAAGGACAUACAAUACCCUGCUUGGGAUGCAUUUUUUCUGCAAAAACACCAAACACAGACUUCAGAUGCCAGAAGAAUCGAUGGGGUGUGACCAGAAAAGCCAUGGAGGAGAAUAUUUUGAUUGCUUGAGCAGGUUGUGCUGUAAGGAAGUGGUAACCAAACGCAGGAAUUAAGUAGAAAAGAUCUCAAGUCAGUGGCUCUGGAAGUACUCUCUGAGAUUCAGGAUUCAACAAGAAAUUGCAGAGACACAGGACGCUUUUAAGGAUUGCAGAAGCCAGAUUCACACCUCCUGCAGCUGCCUUGUUGAGAACAACAUCGGAUCACAGAUGUGUGCCCAGUCAGCCAGUUCCUGAAUGCCAGAUUCAGAUGCCAUAUCGUGUCCUCACCACAGUUUGGACACUGAGAAGGACUGUCUUGUGAGUACCGAUGCCCUUUUUACUGCGUCAGCAAGAUGAUUGUUCAAGCCACGAUCUGCUGUUUGCAGUGAAUUGGUAAGGUUUCUUUGGCUUCGUUAUUAACAAACAUUUAAUAGAGUAUUCUGUGUAUCUAGGUCAAGGGGUAUGAAAUUGUGCAGUUUCUCAAGUUCUAUCUAAUAUUCAUCCACUUAAAAGUUCCUAAAUGAUGAAUACAUCUACAUGUUCUAGGUACAUCUUAGUAAAGGCUACUGAAAAAUACAAUACAUGAAAUGUAUAUAAGGAUACUCGCUCAUUAUUUGUACUGUCUAGGGAGCAAUUUCAUGCAUUUACAUACCAGUUUGGAAUCUGUCAAAAGUCACUUUGCGACUACUACAUUCUCACACCUGCUCGACCGAGGGGAUGAGGGUCUUCCUCUGACAAGUGUAUGGUCAGUCGUCCAUCUUUCUUGCUCUCUGGUUGCUGCCACAGCUACAGGAGCACUGACAUCAAAUGAUUGCAGCUCUUACAGGCAGAACCACAGACUUACAGUUGCACCCUGCCUAACCCAAACACAACACCACCCAAGUGGCUCUUGCCAGCUGUUUGCCACUGACAAGGGAAUUCUAGUCACUGCUGUCCAUUGCUUUUGCCCACACUCCUAGGAGCCAGGUCUGGACAACCUAUCCUGUUAUUUACACGGGAACCUUACCGCUUUGUCCCCUCCAGGGCAAAUUAAAAAAAAACGUAAAGGCCCUUAGCUGGGACUGACUUGAUUAACAUACCCCGACCCUACUGGACAUUUCCUUCAACUGACCAGGAGGUCAGUCUGACUCUAACAGCUACCCCACUCUUCCCUCUCUCCCUUUUUCCCCCAGCCCCUCCCCCUCACCCCCAAGGUUGGCCUUGGCCAAUCCUGGAAGAUGGCAGUCCCGGAGCCCCUGACAGCCCUCUCACGUUGGUACCUCUACGCCAUCCAUGGUUAUUUCUGCGAGGUGAUGUUCACCGCCGCCUGGGAGUUUGUGGUCAACUACAAUUGGAAGUUCCCCGGCGUGACCAGUGUGUGGGCCUUGUUCAUCUACGGCACCUCUAUCCUCAUCGUGGAGCGCAUGUACCUAUGUCUGAAGGACCGGUGCCACAUCCUGGUGCGCUGCCUCAUCUACACCCUGUGGACGUACAUGUGGGAGUUCACCACGGGCCUGCUCCUACGCCAGUUCAACGCCUGCCCCUGGGACUACUCGGAUUUCGACUAUGACUUCAUGGGGCUCAUCACGCUGGAAUACUCUCUGCCCUGGUUCUGUGCUUCCUUCAUUGUGGAGCAGCUGGUCAUCAGGAACACCCUCAGGCUUCGCUUCGACGAGAAGGCCGACCCCAGUGCCGCCAUGGCAACUGGGGGGACGGCCAAUGGCUAUGUCAAGAUUGACUAAGAAGAUACAUGCUCUCUGCCUUGGCUUAGGGGUGGAUAAAAUUGGAAACAAUGCUAACAAACACAAAAAAACGGCUCGUUUGAGGCCACAUGCCAUUUCACACCAAGGGUUCUUUUUGUCUUUUUCACAUCAACGAGCCAGUCUGUAUCAGUUUGAACCAAAGUAAGAAAUGGAUAACGUGAAGGAACAUUUUGUAGGUCAUGUUGGACGGCAAUCAUAAUCAUAAUUCUGCUGCCCUUUGAUCAGCUAAUAUGAGAAUGAACUUGGCGCUAAAUGUCUUUAAUAAAUAUGAAUGAAAACUUUAACAUUUUAAUUUGUUAGGAAAAUGAAAUAUUUAUGAAUAAUAUGCAUUUUUAAAAUAUUUAAAGGAACUUAUAAAAACAUUUUAAGGUAAUGCCAGUAAAGGAACAUGAGAUUAAACCAUUUCAGUAACCACAGAGAUAUUGUACCUUAUAAAAUAAUGAAGGUUGCCUUUUAAUGUUUUUAUUUUGUAAAUAAUUUCUUAUUUGAGCUUAAUGCUAUCAGUAUAUAUACAGUACAGAUUCAACUAGAGUAUUAAAAUCUCUCUGGAAGCAAUGUGUAUACCUUGAAUAAUGUGUCAUGCAAAAACUCUUUUUAUACUUCAAAGACAAUUUUAAUAUUUUAAAAUGCAUGAAACAUUAAAAAAGCACUGGUGUCUCCCAAACGUAUAUCUGUUUUAUACUGUAGGAUGUUAAAAUGUACAUGAAGGCUCUAAUGCAUUUUAUCUGUAGUUUUAGAUAUAAAAUUUGACAAAAAAACCUACCUGCUAGCCCAACUAACCAGAACAAUAAAUCAAUUUAAAUUUAAUAUUUAUUUGUAGUGUUUGCUGUAUUGAAAAACAAAGAAAGCUUUAUUCUUUUCUUAUUAAGGAUAUGUUUAAAAUUGUGUCUACAAAAGGUAAAAGAAUUAGAAUAAAAUACCAAGACUGACAUGAAUAAUAUGUGCAUUUAACUAUUGUAAAGGUGGCACACAAAUGUUGGCGGACAUUGGGGGUGUGAAAAAGAAACCCAGUUCUUUUCUGAGAAAAAGGCAAGCCAAAUGAAAAACAUACUGCAUGCCUCUAGAAUUCGUCUACCAGGAAUGUGUCCCAAAAUCCUAAUCAGUUAAGGAGCUUUUAUAUAGCACAUACAAAUUCUGGUACUACUAAUAUAAUAAACAUACUGUACAAGUAAACAUACAGAAAAGCAACCCAACAAACAGAAGGGUACUGUGCUGUCCAUAAACAAUAUUUCACCCUAGUUACAGUAAGGUUCAAUGGCUUGCCUACUCAAUAAUUCUCCAGAGUAAGAGUAGCUGUAGUACUGGGAUUCUGAAGUACCUUCAAUACUGCAUAUCCUUCCAGCAUUUCUGCAGACAGUCCUCAGAGAAUAAGAAAGGGCACAACAGAAGAGGAGGCAAUUCGGCCAGCUAGUAGUUUAUAACCAACUAAUUUGAGUCACUUUUCAGCCAUUUCAUGAAAGAAGCCAGAGUACUGUCUUAAACAACAUGGCUGGAUAGCUUGUUCCAGACUCCUGCAACCCUCUUGGUAAAGAAGUGCCUCCUGUUCUGGGUUUCAAAUGUACUUCCAUGUAGUUACCACUUGUCCCCUCUGGUUCACUGUUCAUUAGGAAGAACUCCUAGCUGGGCUGGCUUUGCCGACGCCUUCUGAGGGCUUUGAAUUCUUGUAUCAGGUGCCCUUGUAAUCUUCUCUGUUCAGGGCUGAAAGGAUUCAGUUCCCUCGGGCAGCCAGUAGAUACUGUCUGGAUACAGUCUCUGUUAUUUUAUUAAGUGAUUAGAGUGUGUGGUUCUCAUGCUGUUACCUCAAUGAGGGCAUUAACAAAGCCCUCCAUUAUUUUAGCAUGUUUGUAAGUAAGAUAAAAAAUAACUUAAAUAAGGUACAGUAUAUAGAUUUUCUUGGAAGGCACAAUACUGCAGGGACAUGAACUUAUAAAUUGGCAAUGAACUUUAAAAAGAAAAUCCAAACAACUGGACGUCUUAUUGCCAAAACAAACGAAGUGUUGCAUUGUAAUUCUCUGUGUUUAAUCUGUGGUAUUCCAUAGACACAAGUCUGUUUUAUCUUUAUAAGAACCAUACAAGGUCCUAGAACCUAGAACUAACAAAUAAGAACACACAUUGUCUGAUGUGUGACAAGAGGAGGGCAUAGGGCUUAGUAUCAGCAGUGAGAGGUGUUUUUACACUAAUGCAGGCUAGGCCCUGUGGAGUCUUUUUGUGAUAGUAGCUUGGUUUUGUGUAGUUGGUGUUCUCUCAAAAAGCAGGAUAACCUCUGGUCUACUAAACAGUUGUGGCUCUGCUGUGGAACAUACCUACUCAGACUGCUAGACCUAAAGAGCAGCACACUAAUUUUUAAAUUAUGAAUAUUUUUACAAUGUAUUGCCAUUGUAGGAAGACACCCAAAAUCAACAUUCUAAUUACAAUAAAAUGUAGGAAUACAGAAUUUGUAAGUUAUUUCUUUUUACAUAUUUAUUUUUGUGAACAAACCAUGUUUUCCUAAUUUACAGAAGUUCAGAAUUCAUUUUCACACUGAAAUAUUAACCUUUUAAAUAUAAGAAUGUGAAUACUGGCACUGAUAAAGCUAAAAUAGGUUUUGUAUAUUUUUUCUCCCUUUGAAAAUAGGGUAUGGACAUAUUUUACCUUGUUUGUUGAAUUAUGUUCCAGUUUAAUAGUUUAUGAUAUUCGAUGACAUAAAAAAGGCCACAUAUGUAAAACAGCAUAAAGAUGUUCCUGCUGUUAUGAGGCAAUAAGAAUUUGUUUUUGUAUUGUAUCUUAACAUGAAAAAGAUAUGGGGGUGAAUAUCAUAGCAGCCUUCAAGUUCAAAGAUGUUACUACAGUAUACUGUAUGUAAAAUCACAAAGAGUUAUUACAGAAUUUGGCGUAUGUUUGCAUGUAGAAUUUAAUUUGAAAUACGAAUCUUCCAUAGAGGAGCUCUGAAACCUACAGAAAGAAGCUUUUGUAUAAGAAACUUCCUAAGAAAUUGUAUCUUCCUUUAAAAAUAUAUGUAUAAUUCUUUCAUAUACAGUACAUUAGAAAAUGAAGACUUGGCUUUGUUAAUUGAUGAUAAAAGUAUAUUUACUGUUACUUUAAGGAAAUCAAUCAAAUUCACAGUACUAUGCUUAGGAUUAUAUAUGGGAAAAAAACUGAAUUUUUUGGUACUGGCAUAAACAAGAUAAAGGUAUUUUUAAUCUUUUCAGAAAAACGGCACAGGUUUUCUGAAUUCACACACUUUUAUUGACAGAAGAGGUUUAAGAUGAGAACACUCUGUACCAAGCCAGUUGUCAAUCAUUGCUGGGUUUGUACAGUUAAGUAGGUGUUUUAAAUCAGAAUCUAUUCCGUAGGAUGGCCCAAUGGUGCAGUGGUUAGCAGUGCUGGGGCCCUAGGUUCAAUUCCUGAGGUGCUAUCUGU